Molecule: messenger RNA, 2280 nt
Organism: Daldinia caldariorum
Lineage: Eukaryota; Fungi; Ascomycota; Sordariomycetes; Xylariales; Hypoxylaceae
Product: FAD/NAD(P)-binding domain-containing protein
Exons: 6
Coding region: 137-1882 (581 amino acids)
Molecular function (GO): monooxygenase activity
Source: RefSeq, a predicted model, not a curated record
UACCUAAGGAAUCAUUUAUAUAGCAAGAGCAGGAGCAGGAGCUACCAACAUAAAACAGACUUUUCAUAAUUUCGACUUCCUCUUUUAAUUCAAGACAAACCUCUAGAUACCCAGAUAUCUUCUUGCAAACUUCGCUAUGAAUAUUCCCCAGGAAUGUACUAUUCUUGUCGUCGGCGGCGGCCCUUCGGGAUCAUACACUGCUGCGGCUUUGGCGCGUGAAGGUCUUGACGUUGUGCUCCUCGAGGCCGAAACUUUUCCAAGAUAUCAUGUCGGUGAAAGCAUGCUCCCAUCCGUACGGCCUUUCCUAAAGUUCAUCGACGGCUAUGAAAAGUGGGCUGCGCAUGGAUUCCGAGUCAAGAAUGGUGGCGCCUUCAAACUUGAUCAUUCCCACCCGGACACAUACACCGAUUUCAUUGCGUCUGGAGGACCCGACGGGUACGCAUGGAACGUAAUUCGUUCCGAGAGCGACGAGCUGCUCUUCAAACAUGCUAGCAGUUGUGGUGUGAAAACCUUCGAUUCUACCAAGGUUAACGAUAUCCAGUUCGAGCCUUCUAACGCGCCGUCGAAUUUUGACGGGCAAAACCCGGGGCGUCCGGUUUCCGCAACCUGGGCACGGAAGGACGGGAGCUCGGGAAUAAUACGUUUCGAAUAUCUAGUCGACGCUAGCGGAAGACAUGGGAUCCUAAGUACUAGAUAUCUGAAGAACCGCAAGUUUAACCAAGGUCUGAAGAAUAUCGCCAACUGGGGAUACUGGAAGGGUGCCGGAGUAUAUGCCCCUGGCACUUAUAAAGAAGGCUCGCCAUAUUUUGAGGCCUUGACUGAUGCUAGCGGAUGGUGUUGGUUUAUCCCUUUACACGAUGGAACUCACUCCGUGGGCAUCGUACGAAACCAAGAAAUAGCCACAGCCAAGAAACGGGAAGCGGGUUUAUCAUCUACUAAGGAGCUUUACAUACAAUCACUUAACCUCCUACCUGGAACGAAAGAGCUUUUGUCCAAGGGUGAACUGAUCUCCAACAUCAGGUCAGCGUCUGAUUGGUCAUACAGUGCUUCCAGCUAUGCUUUCCCCUAUGCGCGCAUCGCAGGAGAUGCAGGUAGCUUCAUCGACCCGUUCUUCUCUUCAGGUGUGCAUUUGGCCUUGAAUGGUGGUCUGUCUGCCGCCGUUACCAUUGCCGCUUCUAUACGAGGAGACUGCGACGAAGCGACCGCUGCCUCGUGGCACAGUAAGAAAAUUUCGGACAGCUACAAUCGCUUCUUACUGGUUGUGCUUAGCACUACUAAGCAAAUCAGGCAUCAAAACCGACCUGUCAUCCACGAUUUUGAUGAGGAUAGUUUCGAGAGAGCUUUCCAACUCUUCCGGCCCGUUAUCCAGGGGGCCGUUGACGCCAAUGCCGCCGUAAAGCCUACACAAGAAGAAAUAUCCAAAACUGUGGAGUUUUGUUUCCGGUCUCUUUCUGAUAUCCCGCCUGAACACAAGGACGCUCUCAUCGAGAAACUGAAGAGUCUUGGCGUGGAGGGCGAAGCUAACGACGAGAAAGCUCCACGCGCGAUCGAGGACAUCGAGAAGAAUCUCAGGCCGGAGGAAUCGCAGAUUUUGAAUAUUCUGCGUGGUCGUCGGAUGCUGAGGAAUGAAGACUCGAUCAGUCUUGUGAACUUUACUCUUGACUCGAUUGACGGGCUGGCUCCCAGGCUGGAGCGGGGGAAACUGGGCCUUGUUGAGGCAGCACCAGCGAAGGCAAGUAAAGUACAAUUAUACUCGGCCUCGUUUCUUAGAGGCGGCCGGCCUGAUAUUCGGACCCAGAGAGGCGACAAGGUUUCGCAGGCAUUGGGCAACGAGAAUGGUGCCAGCAAAUACAGGCUAUCUCGCAAGAUCUUGCUAUCAUAACGGCCAUUCGAGGCUGAUGGUUUAGGAUAUUGCCUUUUAGCAAUAUUUUUGACUUUGUUAAGCAGCCCUCUAUCAUCUUCGAUGAAUUGUCCGUACCGUCAGUAUACUGCUUGACAGAGGUACUUAAAGGGGUAGGAACUUGUACGUACCUAGGUACCUAACCUAUAGUAGGGAUAGAUAGAGGUCCUUCUAUAAAUCUGAUUGGAGAGGUAUAUUCCAACUAAAGUUAGCUGUGCAGUUGCCAAUUUUAGAAAUUUACCUGGUAUAUGAGGCGAAUUGAUAAUCGAGGGAGCAUAAUGGAUAUCUCUAUUAUGUCCUCGAGUCCUCAAGUGUGAGAAGAGCACAAAUGGGAGGUAUCUAAUGUACUCUCCACUUAUACCCGUACUAUCCCAGGAAGA